CGAGCCGGAGCCGCAUCGAAGCUGCGUCCGGGCCGGCGGAGCGGCGGUGGCGGGGUUGGCCGGGGCGAAGGGGCGCUGGAGCCUGGGCGGGCGGGCAGAGGGCCGGGGGGGCGCGGCCAGGGAGCGGGUGACGGGCGUGCCGGGGGGAUGUGCGCCUGGGCUGAGGGGCGGGGCGGGCGGCGGCCGCGGGAGCGGCGCCGGGGGCGGGCGGCGGCAUGAGGCGCGGGGCCGGCGGCCGCGGGAGGGCAGCGCGGCUCGCGGCCCGGUCGCUCCCGCUGCAGCUGCUGGCCGGCACGCUGUGCCCUGACAGCUGGGCCUCGGCCGCUCUCGUCUCAGCCGCGUCCCGCGCCGCCGCAGGUGACCACUCGCCGCGCCGCCGGAGGCUUCACCCGCGUCCUCCCUCAGGACGCGCCCGCGGAGCUCGGGCGCCUUCUCCCCGGACCCGGAGGCCGCGCUGCGCGGGGCGGCGGCGAGGCCGGAAGAUGGCCUGGGUGCUCAGUAUGGACGAGGUGAUCGAGUCCGGGCUGGUGCACGACUUCGACUCCAGCCUGUCCGGCAUCGGACAAGAGCUGGGCGCUGGCGCCUACAGCAUGAGUGAUGUGUUGGCGCUACCCAUUUUCAAACAAGAAGACUCCAGCCUUUCUUUGGAGGCUGAGGCCAAGCACCCCCCAUUCCAGUACGUAAUGUGUGCUGCAACCUCACCAGCCGUGAAGCUGCAUGAUGAGACGCUCACUUACUUGAACCAAGGCCAGUCUUAUGAAAUUCGGAUGCUGGAUAAUCGCAAAAUGGGAGAUGUGCCUGAGAUCAGUGGGAAGUUGGUGAAGAGCAUCAUAAGAGUGGUGUUCCAUGACAGACGGCUACAGUACACGGAGCAUCAGCAGCUUGAAGGCUGGAAGUGGAAUCGCCCAGGAGACCGGCUUCUUGAUUUAGAUAUUCCAAUGUCUGUGGGAAUAAUUGACACAAGAACAAAUCCAAGCCAGUUAAAUGCAGUUGAAUUUCUGUGGGACCCUGCAAAGCGCACAUCUGCCUUCAUUCAGGUACACUGUAUCAGCACCGAAUUCACCCCACGUAAGCAUGGAGGUGAAAAAGGAGUGCCUUUUAGGAUCCAGGUUGACACCUUUAAGCAGAAUGAAAACGGGGAAUACACAGAUCAUCUUCACUCAGCUAGCUGCCAAAUCAAAGUCUUUAAGCCUAAAGGUGCGGACAGGAAACAAAAAAAUGACCGAGAAAAGAUGGAGAAGAGAACAGCUCAUGAAAAAGAAAAGUAUCAGCCGUCUUACGACACCACCAUCCUCACAGAGUGCUCUCCAUGGCCCGACACCCCUACAGCCUAUGUGAAUAACAGCCCUUCCCCAGCGCCCACUUUCACCUCCUCACAGCAGAGCACGUGCAGUGUCCCAGACAGCAAUUCUUCAUCCCCAAAUCACCAGGGAGAUGGAGUUGCACAGGCAUCCGGGGAGCAAAUUCAGCCUUCAGCUACAACCCAGGAAACACAGCAGUGGCUGCUCAAAAACAGGUUCUCUUCCUACACAAGACUGUUCUCUAAUUUUUCAGGUGCCGACUUAUUAAAGCUGACAAAGGAGGAUUUAGUUCAGAUUUGUGGUGCAGCCGAUGGAAUUAGGCUCUAUAAUUCCCUGAAGUCAAGGUCGGUUAGGCCCCGCUUAACCAUCUAUGUCUGCCAGGAGCAGCCGAGCAGUGCUGUGCCACAAGGGCAGCCACAAGCUGCAGGCAGUGGAGGUGAAGGUGGCGCUGGGACGCCCUGCGUUUAUCAUGCAAUCUACUUGGAAGAAAUGGUUGCUUCAGAAGUUGCUCGAAAACUUGCCUCGGUGUUUAAUAUUCCUUUCCACCAAAUUAACCAGGUUUACAGACAGGGCCCCACUGGUAUCCACAUUCUUGUUAGUGACCAGAUGGUUCAGAACUUUCAAGAUGAGAGUUGUUUUUUAUUCUCUACAGUAAAAGCUGAAAAUAAUGAUGGUAUUCACAUAAUUUUGAAGUGAUACCUUAUACAGACUGAACUCUAUUCAGUACCAAAUAAAGUCAUGCUUAAAAGUGUGUGAAGACUGAAUCCAAGAAGUCUGGGAAUUGGAUUUUACUGUGAAAUGUUUCAUAUUGAAAACACAAGAUGACCUUCCUAAUGAGCUGUAGGAGAGACAAGUCUCCUCAUUGUCACUGCCACAGCCCAGCAUCCUCGUGAGAGAGAGCAUGUCAGGUGACGUGCAACCAGCUCCUAACCAUGGUGAUCACGAGUACUUGCUUCCCUGGCAGGGGCCAGCGGAAAGACCCCCGCCCCACCUCCCCCAGAAGCAGUUGCUGCUGCUUUUCACACUGUAUGCGGUUUGGAUUGAAUGUAAAACUCAACCGUGGGCAUUUACCUUUCUGUGCCAGUUUGGCUUUUGUUGCCUGACCCUUAUGCUGACCUGGGGAGGAGAUAGGGGGAGCUUCUGGGGGAGCUGCCCUGCACUGCGCUGACAAAGCAGAAUCGGUCAGGUAAGAGGCUGAGCACCUCCUCCGAAGUGAUCAUGUCUGAAGGUGUUCGUCAGAGGGGAUCCUGCCAGACAAGAAGGGCCAAGAUGAUGAGCAAACAGCACUGUCAGCCAUACCUUGUGAGGUCAGUGUGAGCCCUAAGAGUACAGAGACUUGGGUGUUUGGCUUUCGCUCCCAGUUUUAGCAUUUUAGUUUCUGGAUCUCACCUUUUGAAGCCUCCUUGCCUUUUAAACUCGUGUGGUUUCCUUUUCUCAUCUCCCCAUUCCCCCACUUCAGCCUCCCAAGUAGCUGGGAUGCUAGGUGUGCACUCACUUGUCUUGUGCCCAGCUCUGUUCUUAAAUAUGUCUAAAGCCCUUCCCCAGACAUUAGAACUAGGUGAUGGAAUGGGGGACAGUAUUGUUGUUGAUAGUUUCUGAUGAUAUUAAAGGAAUUUUUUGAAUGAGACAAAAUUACCCAUGGAAACACUAGAUGUCAUAACAAGACACUAAAAUGUACCAUAAACCUUCCCUUUUCUCCCCUCAAAUACUGAGUUUCAAUACAAUCAUGGAUAGAUAGUGUGGUGAUUGGUGGGGGCUCUAUACUCUGCAUCCUUCUUGCUUUGUCUGUGACAGGUGUGCCUGUGAGUCGUGUACUCGCACACUGCUCAGAAAGGGAGUCGUUGGCUUUUCCCUUUCUACGCCGCCAUUACCUCUCCCCUCACUCCGAGUUUUUAAAAACUUCUUUCCAUUUUAAUUAUGUAGCGUCUGUACCCGUUUGCUCAGCUGCUGGCUGUGAAUGCGCUUGUCUGACCCCUGUUGUUCGGGUGGGUAGGAAUAGUUAAGGUUUAAGUGUAAUCUCCCCCAGAAGACAGACUACUCCAUCCUUCAGUGGGCAGAAGCGUUGACAGCCUGUUUUACCUGUCCCUGGUUAAUUACUUGCCACAAAACAAACUGUCUCAAUAUUUUCCUCUGGGGCUUGGCAGUGCUGUAGCUCUGCAAGCCCUCUAGGGGGCGCUCCCAUCCGUCCUUCCCUUUGCUUUUGUGUGACCACAUGCUUUCUUUCUGUACCAUUCACUUACUUGGGAAAGAAGUGAAUUUAUCUCCUAAUUGUUUUAGAAUUUUGCUUGUCUAUUUAGCUUUCUUUUUUGGAUCUCAUGAUUUAUGGAACAAUAAAUGUCAUUUAAUGCUGUG
This is a messenger RNA of Rattus norvegicus (Norway rat), 3653 nucleotides long. RefSeq names its product upstream binding protein 1 (gene Ubp1). Gene Ontology annotation, molecular function: DNA-binding transcription factor activity. Gene Ontology annotation, biological process: regulation of transcription by RNA polymerase II. NCBI's taxonomy places the organism in Eukaryota, Metazoa, Chordata, Mammalia, Rodentia, Muridae. Gene Ontology annotation, cellular component: nucleus. The record is from RefSeq and is a predicted model, not a curated record.